UCCCGCGGCGGCAGCGGGCGGGCGGGCGGCGGCGGAGCGAGCGCUCCCGGGCAGCACCGGGAGGACACGGUGGUUGUGCACGGCACGGAGGGCUCUCGAUGGCUCUUGUCAAAUCCCUUCUCGCGGUUGCGCCUUUGGAGCCAUGGUAAACUCGGGCCUCCCCGGAGCCGCCGCCGCCGCCGCCGCUACCGGCUCUCGAGAGUGAGGCACCGGCCCGGCGGGCGAGGAGGCGGCGGCUGCAGCGCUGGGCCGGCCGCCACCAUGUCGGACACACGGCGGCGAGUGAAGGUCUACACCCUGAACGAAGACCGGCAGUGGGACGACCGGGGCACCGGGCACGUCUCCUCCUCGUACGUGGAGGAGCUCAAGGGGAUGUCGCUGCUGGUCCGCGCCGAGUCGGACGGAUCUCUACUCUUGGAGUCAAAGAUAAAUCCAAACACUGCAUAUCAGAAACAGCAGGAUACAUUAAUUGUUUGGUCUGAAGCUGAAAAUUAUGAUUUGGCACUAAGUUUUCAAGAAAAAGCUGGCUGUGAUGAGAUCUGGGAAAAAAUUUGCCAGGUUCAAGGUAAGGACCCAUCAGUAGAAGUCACACAGGACCUCAUUGAUGAAUCGGAAGAAGAGCGAUUUGAAGACAUGCCAGAAACUAGUCAUCUAAUUGACCUGCCCACAUGUGAACUCAGUAAACUUGAAGAGAUUGCUGACUUAGUUACCUCAGUUCUUUCCUCACCUAUCCGUAGGGAAAAACUGGCUCUGGCCUUGGAAAAUGAAGGCUAUAUCAAAAAACUACUGCAGCUGUUCCAAGCUUGUGAGGAUCUAGAAAACAGUGAAGGCUUACACCAUCUGUAUGAGAUUAUUAGAGGAAUCUUAUUCCUAAAUAAGGCAACUCUCUUUGAGGUAAUGUUUUCUGAUGAGUGUAUCAUGGAUGUCGUGGGAUGCCUUGAAUAUGACCCUGCUUUGGCCCAACCAAAAAGGCAUAGAGAAUUCCUGACCAAAACUGCAAAGUUUAAGGAAGUUAUACCAAUAACAGACUCAGAACUAAGGCAAAAAAUACAUCAGACUUACAGGGUGCAAUACAUUCAGGACAUCAUUUUACCUACACCAUCUGUUUUUGAAGAGAAUUUCCUUUCUACUCUUACAUCUUUUAUUUUCUUCAACAAAGUUGAAAUAGUCAGCAUGUUGCAGGAAGAUGAGAAGUUUUUGUCUGAAGUUUUUGCACAGUUAACAGAUGAGGCUACAGAUGAUGAUAAACGACGUGAAUUGGUUAAUUUCUUCAAGGAAUUUUGUGCAUUUUCUCAGACACUACAACCUCAGAACAGGGAUGCUUUUUUCAAAACCUUGGCAAAAUUGGGAAUUCUUCCAGCUCUUGAAAUUGUAAUGGGCAUGGAUGACUUGCAGGUCAGAUCAGCUGCUACAGAUAUAUUUUCUUAUCUGGUUGAGUUUAGUCCGUCAAUGGUCCGAGAAUUUGUGAUGCAAGAAGCCCAGCAAAGUGAUGAUGAUAUACUUCUUAUUAAUGUGGUGAUUGAACAAAUGAUCUGUGAUACUGACCCUGAGCUAGGAGGUGCAGUUCAGUUAAUGGGACUUCUUCGUACUCUAAUUGAUCCAGAGAACAUGCUGGCUACAACUAAUAAAACUGAGAAGAGUGAGUUUUUAAAUUUCUUCUACAACCAUUGCAUGCAUGUCCUCACAGCUCCACUUUUGACCAACACAUCAGAGGACAAAUGUGAGAAGGAUAAUAUACUUGGAUCUAACAAAACCAAUACAAUUUGCCCUGAUAAUUAUCAAACAGCACAGCUACUUGCCUUAAUUUUAGAGUUGCUCACAUUUUGUGUGGAACAUCACACAUACCACAUAAAAAACUACAUCAUGAACAAGGACUUGCUAAGAAGAGUUUUGGUGUUGAUGAAUUCAAAGCACACUUUCUUGGCCUUGUGUGCUCUUCGCUUUAUGAGGCGGAUAAUUGGCCUUAAGGAUGAAUUUUAUAAUCGUUACAUCACCAAAGGAAAUCUUUUUGAACCAGUUAUAAACGCCCUUUUGGAUAAUGGAACUCGGUACAAUCUAUUAAAUUCAGCUGUUGUUGAAUUGUUUGAAUUUAUAAGAGUGGAAGAUAUCAAGUCUCUUACUGCACAUAUAGUUGAAAACUUUUAUAAAGCACUUGAGUCGAUUGAAUAUGUUCAGACAUUCAAAGGAUUGAAGACUAAAUAUGAACAAGAAAAAGACAGACAAAAUCAGAAACUGAACAGUGUACCAUCUAUAUUGCGUAGUAACCGAUUUCGCAGAGAUGCAAAGGCCUUGGAAGAUGAUGAAGAAAUGUGGUUUAAUGAAGAUGAUGAUGAAGAAGGAAAGGCAGUUGUGAUACCAAUUGAAAAAUCUAAGACUGAAGAUGAUUUUCCAGAUAGUUAUGAAAAAUUUAUGGAGACUAAAAAAGGUACUAAGAUCCUGAAUUUUCAUAUAGUACUGACUUUCUUAGUAAAACAAUCAGACAGCCUCAGCACCACGAACGCACGCAUACCUGCCUGCCUACCUACCUGUUUGGGAAAGUCUGGCCAAGCAAAAGAAAGUGAAGACAAGGAAAACCUUCCCAAAAGGACAUCUUCUGGUGGCUUCAAAUUUACUUUCUCCCAUUCCCCCAGUGCUGCUAAUGGAACAAACAGUGCAAACAGUAAGUCUGUGGUGGCUCAGACAACAUCAGCAAGUUCAAAUGGGUCCUCUUCCAAAACUACAAACUUGACUGCAUCAGUGACAGCCACUAAGGGAAGUUUGGUUGGCUUAGUGGACUAUCCAGAUGAUGAAGAGGAGGAUGAGGAAGAAGAAUCAUCUCCCAGGAAAAGACCUCGCCUUGGCUCAUAGAUUCUUGUUGGGGGACUCCCAACACAUGGUCUUACUAGAACGCUGCAGCUGCUCACUGAGCUCAAGUCUGAAUCGGAAAGCUUUCUCAUGGAACUUAACACACAUGGAGUAGCAGAGACUCAGUUACCAGGUAGGAAAGUGUAGUUGUGUAAGAAACCAGGCUCCCCGAGAACUUGUUUCCUAGUGAUUAAAGGGUUUGCCUUUUGGACUGUCCAAAAUAAGAACAAGAAAUGAUUGUUGGAGCCUGGGUGUAAGCUUCCCAGCGAGGAAAGUCUCAGGUUUGGGGGAGGAAGGGUUGUUAAUGCAGGGUUGGUUUGGGGGUGAGACUUUAGUACCCAAUAACAUUGCUUGUAUAAUGGUGCUGGCCAUGUUGUUGUUUUAAUCAGUUGCCUCUUUUUAAAAGAAAUUUUUAUGUAAAACAAAUUGAACUGUCAUUAGAAAUGAAGUUAUGCUGUUGGGACCAUUUCUUCAAAAGUUCACAGAAGUCAGCCUUUGGUGUUUGACAAGACAUAUACCCUAGGUAACAGCACAUACCGGUUUCUCUACACCAGAGACUUCUAGUACUUAAAGAGAACAAACUGGGUUCCAAAUGAAUAGUUUUCUUAAUAGAACUUUUAAAGUCAGCACUUCAGAAGUUAACAGCAGCCAAGAAACACAAGUAGUAUUCUGGCCUGAUUGUCCUCGGUACUCAGGAGUGGCUGGCUGUAAUUCCCUGAGUAGUCACUUUGUGCUUUCUCAGUAAAGUUAGGUAUCUGAGUCUUCUUGGGGCUGCUGACACAUUCAUAGAGACCAAUAAAGAAUGGUGCUGAAUUAAGUGGCAUUUACUAUCUAGAAGCCAUUUUAUACUAGAGGUUAUAGAAAUGUCAGAGUCAUGCAGCAUAGCAUGGGAAGCUUUUCCACAGACAAGGGUGUAACAUGAAAGCUGCUUUUUUAAGAGAGUAAAAAGCACAUUCCAUGUUGUACGUAAAUGAAUUUAAAAUAAUUGAGGCAAAUAUUAAGAGAUUUUAUUUUUAGAACAGCAAGUUAAUUGUAAAUAUUUUAAUGUUAGUUUGCUCAUCUAUGAUCUGAGAUCAUUGCUGAGAUGAGAAAAAUGACCCCAAACUACAAUUCAAUGCAUUGGGAAAACAAAUUCUAAACAGUAAUUCCAGCUCCAGGCUUGCAAUCAGCUCUGUAAUGUGUUGUGGGUCCAUUUUUCCUGGAAUAGCUUAAAAACAGUUUCCUGUGUUGGAGAUUUUGGAGUUAAUUUUAAUUUUGGCUAUUGUUUGGAAAAGAUGGGCUGUCUGUGUAGAUAUGAAGUAUAGUUUUUCCAUAAAACAGAUGUUUAUUUUGUAUUAAAAAUACCACUGUACUUGUUUUACACCAUUUGUAUACAUGUGGUGAUAUUAAUGUAAAAUUCAGGAAUUAAAAUGUGACCCUGUAAUUCCAUGAUUGAGGCUUGUGUUUGUUUUGUUGUAAAUAUAAGUAAACUAUUUUCUGAGAUGUCCAAUUUAUGUUCUUUUAAAAGAUUAUAAAAUCUAUAAAGACUUGUUAUAAACCACUAGGUCAGAAAGUCUUACAUGCAAGAGUCAACCAUUAAUAUCGCUUAUAGGAGGUAAACCUUGAUCAAACAUAACAGUAUCAGAGUACCACAGCCUGAAGCCAUUCUUACCUCUGAACAAAGGUGCACACAGCAAGCCUCCACUUCAUACAAGUGAACUGGAUACUAGCAUCAUGGGUAGCAUAUGCUUAGCAUUCUUCCAAGCAAAUGCUAUCAAGCAUUCCUGACAUAUAAACUGUACUGUUCAUACUCUUUUAUUAUAUACUUUAAAGUUCAAAGUACUAUCUGUACCUUAUAAAGACUCCUUUGAUUUUCCUUUCUGAGGAACCUCACACUUUUAAGUCAUUAUUAUGGGAAAGUGUUUCAUACAGCAGAAAUGAACCUUUUCAUAAAAUACAAGGGAAACAGUUGUAUAAUGCAUAUGCUCACCUACAAGAUGAAAGGAUCCUUGGAAGGAAGGCACAACUAGGAAGAUUCUACAUUAACUGCUAUUCUAAGUGAAGACCCUCAUGCAGACCGGGGUGCUUAUAGCAUUAUCUCCACUCAGUUCAGGUCAGAGUACACAUUUGUAUGCCUUAGGUCUUAAAACAUAUCUGUAAACAUGUACCUAAUAAAAAGCUAUUUUUAAUAAAAAGUUAUGUGAACAUA
This is a messenger RNA of Mesocricetus auratus (golden hamster), 5032 nucleotides long. It is a transcript of the gene Ppp4r3b, whose product is annotated as protein phosphatase 4 regulatory subunit 3B. Bases 262 to 2847 code for a protein of 861 amino acids. The transcript is spliced from 16 exons. Gene Ontology annotation, cellular component: nucleoplasm; protein phosphatase 4 complex. NCBI's taxonomy places the organism in Eukaryota, Metazoa, Chordata, Mammalia, Rodentia, Cricetidae. The record is from RefSeq and is a predicted model, not a curated record. Gene Ontology annotation, molecular function: protein phosphatase activator activity. Gene Ontology annotation, biological process: protein dephosphorylation; DNA damage response.